Molecule: messenger RNA, 3051 nt
Organism: Clonostachys rhizophaga
Lineage: Eukaryota; Fungi; Ascomycota; Sordariomycetes; Hypocreales; Bionectriaceae
Source: the annotation of a GenBank genome assembly
AUGGAAGCUUGGGCGAAGGCAGCCGCAUCCGCGUCGCCCGCGAAGCGCAGCGCCGACCAAGAGGAGAUCACAACGAGAAACCCCGAUUCCUGGCCCUUGGCAUUCUCCACGACCUCCGAAGGAAAGCCUAUAGCCUUGAGGCCAGAAGGAAGCCCCUCCAAUGUUAGGGAUAUUUUUCAGCAAUCUCGAGAAAAGACAAACCAUUUUCUGGGAGAGAUGCUAGAUAAGAAUGCAAAUCCUCAAUCCCCGGGCUCGAUUGGGGAUUCUGGCAGGGAUGCCUUCGCCGCGAAGUUUGUUGGUGCCCGCAGUGAGGAAAGGGUCGGAGGCGCGACCCAACCCGAACACACAGAAGACGACUGUACGGAUACGAUUAUGAGGAAAUCUCCAUUUUUGAAUGACGAUAUACAUACUGAGAACCCCGAGACAUCGACUUGGUUGGAAUCAACAUUACAUCAGCGCCGUCGAGAGCUCAAGAGCAAACUAUCUAAAUCGUGGGCCAAUCGCGGACCGGAGAUUCUGUGGCACAAAGUCUUACACCCGGGCAAAGACCAGUCUAUGUGGUGGGAGCGGGUGGCAUCUCUCAGAUCAUUUCGGCUGCAAGUUAUUAUACUUCAGAUGUCUAUCCGCCGCACCAUCCUCACAAGCCGUCAAGACAAGCGUCACAUUCUGAAGCUGUUGCCACAGGGGCACGAAAGGAGGAAAAUCAUUGAAAUCCUGAGCGGUAAUGGUUUAAGGCGCAACGAAAUUAGCGCAAUGGUGCAUAUUAUUCAAGGCCGAACCGAUUACGAGUCGUGCAAACGAUUUCUCAAAUACACUGGCCAUAAACCUAUCUUUCUCCUUCGGUACCUCCUCCGACCUAAUGCCGAUUUAAGCAACGUCUUUGUUCUUCACAAACUGAUUCAAUACGUUUCUGACACUUACCAUGGACGAAGAGAUUGGCAACGAGGCGAAGAACUUCCUGGCCUCAGAGAGCGAGGUUCCCUGCGCUCGAAGAAUCCCAUGUUGAACAUGGACCCGAACCUUUUCAGCUCAACCUUGGCCAUGCUAAUCCAAAGGUGCCUGGAGGUGGAAUCCCGGCUCUGCCUUUAUGUGGCCGAUGUUGCCAUUCAAUAUAUCCUGAACCUUCGCUCGUGGGACCAACAUCCAGAGAAAACGUUCUCUGAUCAGUGCGUAGUCUUCAACAAGACGUUGGCCGCACUGAGCCCACGCAAGGCAAUUCACCAAACAAAGGCUUAUCGAUCAUUUCCACACAUUUGGGAAGCACAGAGGAAGCUUUUGACAAUGUCUGCGACCCUCGAAAGGCCUCUGCUCCUGAACCGUCGUAGCUUUUUCGCCGUGCAGAUGGUGUUAGCUGGACAGCAGAAGAAUCACGUUGAGAGCCAUAGCUCAAGUCUCCAUGCCCAGUCUUGGCCUCCUUAUCUAACGCCUAGCGACGGAAUGGAUGAGACCACCGAGCCUGAACUGAAUUGGAGCCGGUCCGUGCAAGCUAAUGCUCUGGCUCAAGAGGCAGGAUUUGACAGCACCGAGCUUGAAGAGUCCCUCAACAUUCUUCAGGGAAGGGCUGCUGAUGGAACCCCGACCAUUCAACAACGGCUUUCAAGAUUCCCCGAUGAUAUGACACCCUGGGUUGCCUCCAUCAGAGCGACACGAGAUGCACAGGAGGCCUGGGGCAGAUUCCUGAACCCCCCACAGAGAUGGCAGAGACCUGGCCUGAAAGAAUAUGCGGCAAUGUUCGCAAAACUACUACAACCAGAUGUAUGGCCCGGCACAAACCUAUAUCCGGGAGACAAGGCUGUCAACUUUCCUGUUAAGCAGUUGAACCUGUCAGAAUUUGGCAGAGCUCGGCUAAAACCGCCGACUGUGUCUGUUUUGUAUGAGAGGAUGCUCAGGGGAGGCAUUCGUCCUAGGAAAGGGUGCUUGAAUAUUCUCGUCUGGCACGCAGAGGACCUUGAGACGGCGCAUUCUUAUCUGCGAGACAGUGAAAUUGAUUACUCGAUUCUGGCUGAUACCUCAAUUGGGGAUGAUCUGGACCCAAUCAAGCUACGAAAGAUUCAUAUGCCUCUCUUUUCUGCCUACAUAAACGUCCUAUGCCGCGAGCAUCCGAACAAAAAUGCACUGGAGAGAGCCAUCUUCCUGUCUAUGAAACGUUUCGAAGUGGACCAUGCCAACAGAGGGUGGGCACCACGGGUCUGGGGCAUGAUCAUGAAAGCUAUCACUGAACCAUAUCAGCGGAAAAAGCGGCCUCUCCACGAACAGCUCACUUUGUAUAAUCAGAUACUUGGCUUUGUCGAGGCAAGGACCCUUCUGCCACUGUCUUCUUAUUUACAGUUUUGCAAAUCUUUGCGCAAAAUGGUCGCAGGAGAACUGGGCCGUAUUAUGUCUGACUUGGAGGCUGGUCGACAGUCUGUACUGGCUACCUUGUAUGAUUCACAAACUCACCAUUACGGUUCAUCACCUUCUCAGAAUCUCGAGGGGGUACGGAGCGAUCGGCGUGCUAGAGAACAGAGGGAUCUCCAUGCUAUCAAUGUGAGUGUUAAGCGGAUGAAACAGCACUUCAACUACAUGGUUCAUCGAGAAGACGAGGGCCGCGAGAUUCUCCGGAUACAUCGCAUUGAUCCCCUGGAUCAGAUCUUAGCCCGCAGAGAUCCGGUAAGAGCAGAGGACGCUCACGAGCAUCUCCAGACCCUGGCAUUCGUUGGCGAGUUUGACGAGAUGGUGAACGUACUCACCCGCCUAGCUCGGGAGUGGUCAGAUCCCGACCUCUGCAAAGCGCUGGACGAAUGCGAGAAGAUCCCACCCAUGGCGGACUUCACCCAGGUGCUGUGUGUCUUCCGGCUGCUGGCCGAGCCGAUGCUCGAGACUAAGCGAGUGGACCGGCUGCGCCAAACAAUCGAAGAGGCUCACGCUGGCUGGGUCUGGCCUGAUGACGAGGCUGUCCGCUGGUAUCGAGACACCCAGGAUGGCCAGGGUACGAAGGAGCUUGCUCACGUCCUUGAAUGGGUACGCUAUAGGCAACGGCAACCAGGGCUGGAGGCCGAAUUCGACAUGUAG